Molecule: messenger RNA, 948 nt
Organism: Plasmodium yoelii
Lineage: Eukaryota; Apicomplexa; Aconoidasida; Haemosporida; Plasmodiidae
Product: PIR protein
Exons: 3
Coding region: 1-948 (315 amino acids)
Source: RefSeq, a predicted model, not a curated record
AUGGCGAUUAGUAAAUGUGGAGAUUUUGAUACUUUUUGGAGGUUUUUUCCCGAUGGAUUAAAAGAUUCUGUAAAUUAUAAUUUUAAUACUGUAUCAUUUAGGAAAUAUUGUCCUAAUAAUAAUUGUGACAGUGAUACAAAUAAGAUUAAUGCUGGAUGUUUAUGGUUAAUUAAUAACAUUUUCAGCACAUCUGAUUUUUCAGUUGAUAAUAAUACUCUUAUGGAUGAUGCUACAUGUAUUAUGAUAUGGUUAGGUUAUAUAUUAAGCCUAAAACCACUUGAUAAAAUCAACACAUUAAACGAUUUUUAUUCUAACCAUAUAGAAAAAAACAAGAUGUACACUGAGAAUAAAGUUAAUAAUCAACGAACAUAUAUUAAGGAAGUCAUGGAAGGCAUAAAGGAAUAUAUGGAUAUUAAUAUUAGUCAUAUGCCUAAAUUUUAUGAAUUACUUAAAUUAUUAUGUAAUAUGAAUAAUGAUAUAGGAAAAAAAAGUAGUAGCGAUAUGUUAAAACAUGCUAAUAAUUUUUUUAAUAAAUAUAAAGAACUCCUUAAUGAUGAUAAAAAUAUUAAAGACAGUUCAUACAAUAAACUAUUACUUGUUUUAUCCAGGUAUUAUACUAAUUUUGGAAAAGGUAGUGAAUACCGUAAUAAAACAAAAGAUUUUCCUUCAUUACCAACAAAAAAAACAGCUAAAAAUGGCAGUAUAUCAGAUACUAAAGUAACUAAAACAACUGAAUUAUCGAGUGAAACAGGAAAACAAAAUAUUCCAACGAUAAUCCCGAUUUCUAAUACUGCAUUGUCAGGAUCGUCACUAGUAAACAAAAUAAUUAUAUUUUUAUCGAUAUUUGGUGCAAUAGCAAUUUUGGGGGGAAUUUCCUAUAAGUAUUCGUUAUUUGGAGUUCGGAAGCGAUCUCAAAAACAACACUUGAGAGAAAAGCUAAAAAAAUAA